This is a messenger RNA of Lodderomyces parapsilosis, 162 nucleotides long. RefSeq lists its product as uncharacterized. The transcript has a single exon. The record is from RefSeq and is a predicted model, not a curated record. Bases 1 to 162 code for a protein of 53 amino acids. NCBI's taxonomy places the organism in Eukaryota, Fungi, Ascomycota, Pichiomycetes, Serinales, Debaryomycetaceae.
AUGUCUAGCGUCAACACUACUGUAUUUGCUUGCGAUUUCUGCAGCGACGCAAACAAUUCAAAACAAACUCCUGAUAGUUUUCUAUUGUUCAUCAAAGUGGAAGUCGAUGGAGAAGUUUUAAAGUUUUUACAUAUUGCUAGCAAAGGUUCUAUGACUGUUUGA